Thalassophryne amazonica is the source of this 1563-nucleotide messenger RNA. It is a transcript of the gene fam78ba, whose product is annotated as family with sequence similarity 78 member Ba. Bases 423 to 1277 code for a protein of 284 amino acids. The record is from RefSeq and is a predicted model, not a curated record. NCBI's taxonomy places the organism in Eukaryota, Metazoa, Chordata, Actinopteri, Batrachoidiformes, Batrachoididae. The transcript is spliced from 4 exons.
CAGCAGCAGCAGCAGCCCUCUGACGCACCUGCUGUCCGCGCUCCUCCUGACAUGACGGCGCGGCGCCGGCAGCGCAGCAGCAGCAGCACGAUCAGCCGGACGCGUGGAGCCGAUCAGGACCAGAGGAGGAGCCUCCGGACGCGCUGCGGGCGCGGAGGCAGCAGCUCAGGGGAGGCCGGAUUGCAGUUUCUGGGGACGAGCUCCAAGGGCAGUGCGGCAGUCAGCAGGCAGACCGGGGGGGAGGAGGCUGCGGAGGUCUCUGGUCCUUCCCCCAGAGUCCCCACUGCGCUGGUGUCAUCCCUAAAACAUGAUGGUGCGUCGUUUUGCGUUUCAACUGCGCAGCUUCCCAUCUUUGCACUCCCGAUGAGCAUUUUAAGAGAGUAAUCUGCUCUUCAGGCAAGGGUGGAACCCGCCGGGGACUGAUGUGCAAACUGGCCAGGUACCAUUUGCUCCCUUCUCUGGUUUUGCUCAUUUUGCUGCUCCCCUGCACUAUGGGCUGUAUUCAGAGCAUCGCGUGCAAGCCCCGCAUCAGGCGGGAGAACAUCGUGGUAUACGAGGUGUCAGCCUCUAUCGAUCAGUGCCCUACUAUCAUCGAGGAGAACUCACCCAUUGUGCUCCGCUACAAGACGCCUUACUUCAGAGCCUCCGCCGGUGUUGUGAUGCCACCAGUGCCCCGUAACGAAACCUGGGUGGUGGGUUGGAUCCAGGCUUGUACCCAGAUGGAGUUCUACAACACUUACGGUGACAUUGGCAUGUCCAGUUGGGAACUACCAGAGCUCCGUGAAGGCUGUGUCAAGGCCAUCAGUGACUCGGAUGGUGUCAGCUAUCCCUGGUACGGCAACACCACUGAGACAGUCACACUGACCGGUCCUACAUCCAAACCAUCUCGCCUAACGGUCAGCAUGAAUGACAAUUUCUACCCCAGCGUGACCUGGGCAGUGCCCAUCAGCAAUAGCAACACACCCAUGCUGACCCACAUCACCAGAGACCAGAGCUUCAUCACCUGGUUGGUGGCCAUGAACUCUGUCACCAAGGAGCGUAUCGUGUUGCAGACGGUGCGGUGGCGGAUGCGGGUGGAUAUCACUGUUGACCCUGAUAUGCCUUUGGGCUCACGAGCCUCUCUGGUAGGUCGCCCGUACCAGGAGCAACCACACAUCCUCAACUACCAGGAGCCAAUUCCUCCUAACGCACUGGGGAGGCCCAAUGCCAAUGACGCCCAAGUGUUAAUGUGGAGGCCGCGGAGAGGAGCGCCGCUCGUGGUCAUACCGCCAAAAUAAUAGGCACAUUCAAAAAGUGCCUGUGUAGUGUCUACUCUUUUUUUCUGCAGAAAGAGAGAAAUGUAAUGUGACGUGAAGGUAUUGAAGCAAAGAAGCCUGUCGGAGAAACGAACCGAUGUUACCCUUCGAUCAACAUGGCACUGGCUCAUUGUCGUAGAAAGAUUUACUCUUAGCGGACCCGGAUAACAAGCCGGAGUGAAUGUUCCAUCUCGGCUCUGACACCACACGGUGCCAAGAUGAAAGUCUGCAAAGAACUGGUUUGUCCCAGAUAAAGUUUUGGACUGCU